AUGAAGAUGAUCCUGAUGACGACGAUGCAAAACGCUUUCUGGAUUCUCUUGGUUUUUUCCAUCUCAAUGGCUUCUUGCUCCACGAUUCCAUCGCUUGUAGGUCCACAAAUCGGAAUCAACUACGGAGAAUACAGCUCCAAUCUUGAAGAUAGUAGUCCAGUGAUCGGAAUCAACUAUGGUCGUUACGGCUCAAACCUACCACCACCAGAAGCAAUACCAUCGCUAGUCAACUCUCUCUCCAUCAAACAUGUCAAAACCUUUGACUUGGAUCCAAGAAUCACCAAAUCUUUCGCCAACACUGGAAUCACUCUCUCCCUCUGUAUCCCCAACGACAAGAUCCCAUCUCUAGCCACCAAUCUCUCCGAAGCUGAAUCAAUCAUCAGAAACUUCAUCUUACCUUACCACAAGAACACAAUCAUCACAGCAAUCUCCGUCGGAAACGAAGUCUCCUUACUCCCGCAAUUCUCCAACCACCUAGUCUCAGCUAUGGUCAACGUUCACAAAGCAAUCAAGAGAUACAGAUUACACAAGAAGAUCAAAGUCUCCACAACGCAUUCUCUCGCGAUUCUUUCCAGAAGAUUCCCUCCUUCGACUGCUGUUUUCCAUCAAUCGAUCGGUGAUUCGGUUUUGGAACCACUCAUAAGGUUUCUACAAAGAACAAAUUCACCUCUCAUGGUGAACGUUUACCCUUACCUCGCUUAUAAACAAUCAUUCCCUUCGAUUCCUCUGGAUUUUGCUCUGUUUCAGCCGAUGAACAGCCCCAGACGCCGGAGAUACAUAGAUCCGUACACUGGAGUUGCAUACACCAAUCUGUUCGACAUAAUGCUGGAUUCUGUUGACUCCGCCGUGAAAUCCUUAGGGUUACCUGAAAUUCCGGUGGUUGUAUCGGAGAUUGGGUGGCCGACGAGGGGAGAUCCGGGUGAAACAGCUGCUAAUUUGGAGAACGCUAGGGUUUUUAACCAACGGCUCGUUGAGCAUCUGAGAAGAAGAUGGAAUAAAGUUCCGGUGUAUAUCUUUGCUCUGUUCGAUGAAGACCAGAAAACUGGAAACGCCGUGGAGAAGCACUGGGGAUUGCUUUACGGUAACGGAUCGAGGAAGUAUGAUCUGAAUUUCUCGCCGCCGAUUUGAAGUUUGAACGGCGCAAAGAUGGAAGAAGAUUUAUGAGGUAAUGGGCCUAUUGUUUUGUUUUAUUAUGGGUCUAUUGAAUUG
This is a messenger RNA of Arabidopsis thaliana (thale cress), 1209 nucleotides long. Its product is annotated as Glycosyl hydrolase family 17 protein. Gene Ontology annotation, biological process: carbohydrate metabolic process. The record is from RefSeq and is marked reviewed. The transcript has 3 exons. Gene Ontology annotation, molecular function: hydrolase activity, hydrolyzing O-glycosyl compounds; glucan endo-1,3-beta-D-glucosidase activity. The coding region runs from base 1 to 1128 and encodes 375 amino acids. NCBI's taxonomy places the organism in Eukaryota, Viridiplantae, Streptophyta, Magnoliopsida, Brassicales, Brassicaceae.